AUGUUUGUGUCGGAGUGGUUUAUCGCACGGACACACACUGCUGUUAUGGAUGUUGAAUUCUUAGCAGAAAUGCGAUUUACGGACUCGAUUAACACCCGGCAACAAAUAUACCGUUCAUUUUAAUAGACACUGUAUUUUUCUGACAUGCAGCUACGUUUUCGUAGAGUUUGUCACAGUAGCUUCGAUCGUGUAAGUUAGCGUUAGACUUAUGCCACGAGAAGAUGCUAACGACUUCAACUGGCAAGACCCGUAAUGUUAGCGUCCGUGUGUUUGCUAAAUGCUACUCGGUGUCUUUAAUUGAUCUGUAAUCGUCUGUGUCCUUCACCGCAGCCUGAGAUCUGAAGAUCCACACAGGAUGCCUAACACCAGUGCAAGGCCAAAGCACAGCAGGAGGACGAGAAGGCGACGCAGAGAAGACCCUGCCAAGAACGAGCUGGUCUCUAGUUCCCUUGAAAGUGCCCAGCAGUGCCUGUUCAACCAAGAUUAUGGACCUGCCUUUGCACACUACCUUUUGGUCCUCCAUCUGGCACCUGUGUUUAAGGACGUUGCAAAGGACUCCUUCAGGUUCACUCUCUUCAAAUGGGCAGAGGAGUUGGACUCUGUGGGCCGUAUUCAGGACCUGUUUGACUGUUACGAGCAAGCACUCGAGCUCUUCCCUGCUGACGAGGUCAUCCUAAACAGCAUGGGUGAACACCUGUUCAGGAUGGGAUUUCGAGAUGAAGCUGCAGGUCAUUUUCACAAAGCUUUGAAACUGAGACCAGACUUCCCAGAGGCUAGAGAGAACUUCUACCGUGUUGCCAAUUGGCUGGUGGAGCGCUGGCAUUUCCUCAUGCUCAACGACCAUGGCAGGAACCAGAAGUACCAGCAAGCCAUUCAGAAGGCUGUUCAGAGUGGCUGCAACACUGUACUUGACAUAGGUACUGGCACUGGAAUCCUUGGUAUGUGUGCUAAGAAAGCAGGGGCUGCUGAGGUGUACGCCUGUGAGCUGUCGAAGACGAUGUAUGAACUGGCUUGUGAGGUGUUAACUGCUAACGGGAUGGAUGGCUGCAUCAAAAUCCUCCAUAUAAAAUCACUGGAGAUGGAAGUGCCAAAGGACAUUCCACAGCGGGUGUCCUUGGUGGUGACAGAGACAGUAGAUGCAGGCUUGUUUGGAGAGGGCAUCAUAGAAAGUCUCAUUCAUGCCUGGCACCACCUCCUGCUGCCUCCACAGACGGGUGAGAAUGAAUUCAGGGAGCAGUCUGCAACAGGACGCGUCAUCCCUGCUGGAGCCACCGUGUUUGCCAUGGCUGUUGAAUCUGCUGAGAUCCGCCGACAUCACAGGUUGUGUGUGUCAGAGGUGGGAGGCUUGUCCAUGGCUGCAGCCGGGGAGCUCCGCAGUCCUGUGAGCUGCAGCAUGGAGCCGGAUGACUCCAUGGAGCCGUACACCACAGAGAGGCUCAGCAGACUGCCUGGAGGAUAUAAAUCUCUCACAGAGCCCUUCACAGCUCUCAACAUAGAUUUCAAUAAUGUGACCGAACUGGAGGGUCUGAGCUCCAGGGAAGUGCAGCGGGUCUUCCUGCCUGUCAUUCAGGAGGGGGAGGUGGACGCUCUGGCUGUGUGGUUCCAGCUCCACCUGGAUGAGGAGAGCAGUCUGUCCACUGGACCCCAGGAGGACACCUGCUGGGAGCAAGCCAUCUACCCUGUCCACGGCACCAAGGGUUUUGUCCUGAAACCUCCUGACCAAUUAAUUGUGGAGGUCUCUUGUCGAGACGCCUACCUGAGGCUCUGCAGUGUCGCUGUGCAGAGAGACGGGCGUGAAAUCCAUCUGGACAAGAGUCCCGAACCGAGGUUCUCUGGGAAUCCCACGUCAGUCCCAAAUCCAGAAGCUGAACUGUGCAGUGCAUUAGCAGGUCUUCAGACUGGCCAGAACCAAACAAAAGACUUCUGCAUGCUGGAGUGCUCCGAAAUGGCGCUUCUGAACAACCAGGAUUACCAUCAGAGAUUCAGCGCUGCGUUUGGAAAACUCAUCUCUCAGCUGAAGGUCAGCUGCCCAAACCAAGAGCAAGGACCAGGAGUUCAGUCGAACCUCGUCGACGAUGCUAACUCGACAAACUCUAGUGACCUAAUGUAUGUGCUUGAUGUGUCGGAGGGCUUCUCUCUGCUCUCCCUCAUCGCUGCCAGCCACGGACACGUGAAAGCCUACAGCUCUGUGGAGAAGCACAAGCAACAGGAUGUGCUGAGGAGACUGGCCAACUCCAGUAACAUCGCCCAAGAGAACCUCGAGUUCUGGCUCAACAACAUGGAGGAUGAGCAGGGGAUGCUGCAGAGGCCUUCACGGGAGAAGCUGUGGACUGCCAUCAUCCUGGACUGUGUGGAGACCUGUGGCCUGAUCCGGCAGAAGUUAAUGGAGAAAGCCUCGCUGGCCAGGUGUCUGCUGGAAGACGGAGGACAAAUUUUCCCACAGCGGAUUGUAGUGUAUGGUAUGCUGGUGGAGUCGGACAUGUUGCUGCUGGAGAGCGCUGUGCAAGGUCACGAGCCCACACUAGGAUUCAAUAUCGCUCCCUUCAUCAACCAGUUCACUGUACCAGUCCAUGUGUUUCUGGACUUUUCCACGCUGGAGUGCAGGCAUCUCAGUGAGUCUGUGGAGCUCUUUGUUCUCGAUCUUAUGAAUGUCAACGCAAACUACACUAACAGAGAAGUUAAGGUCCAGGCCACAUCUGCAGGCAGACUUACAGCAGUCCCAUUCUGGUACCAGAUCUACCUGGACCAUGAGAUCAGUGUCAGCACGCUCAGCCAGAACUCUCACUGGAAGCAGGCGGCUGCGGUGCUGCAGCAGCCCCUGGAGGUGCAAGCUGGAGACUGGGUCUGUCUAGCUGUGAAGCUUCACAAGAGCACCAUCUCUAUAUCGGCCCAUGUAGCCGGCAUCUCCGAGUCAAAUGAGUAAUAGCCAAAUGUUCUAGUUUUGCAACUGGUAGAAAAAGUCAAGUUAAAAUACGAUGAUUGAUACAUGCAGUAUUCAUCUUCUCUUGGGAAUUGAAUCAAAUACUAGAGAUUCCCUUACUAGUAUCAUGUUGUGCCAAAAAAGGAUUUCCCCUCUACAGUGUUAUCUUUCACAGAUGCAAGACCAGUCUUCAAAUGUCCCUUGUUACCCAAACUCGGGGUCUCUGUUUUGAGAUUGCCAAAAGCUUGCAUGAGCUGAAGCUGGUAAAUCAGUCACAAAGAUGUUUUUUUAAUAAUGUCAUGUUUUUAUUUGUAAAAAAAAAAAAAGGACAUUUGGAAGUUGUACUUAUAAAUACAAUAUUUAUAAGUAUAUCAAAUAAAUACCUUAGUUGUCUGUCUGUUAUUCAUACAGUUGUUUUUUUGUAACUGUGUUCUGUGUAAAACAGGACUAUAAAUGUGACAUUUCUUUAAAUAAAUGCAAGACAGAAGAUUGUUAAUCAGAUUUAUUGUAGAGAUUGUUUGAGAUGUACAGUACUGUGCAAAUGUCUUAGUUUGUAUUAGCAAUGCUUUCAUGACCAUACAGUGUAAUUAUAUCUGUAUCACUGUAUUGGUACACAUCUAGAGAAUGGGGGUAGUUUUAAGAUAACCCCUUUUUUCACAAUAGCACAACCCUGGCUCUGUUAAAACUGGAGCAGAACCCUAAUUAAUGUUAUUGAUAAAACCUAGAGAAAGAGAAAAAUCUGCUGUAAAAAAGGUCUGUUACGCCAGGUUUAUUCAAGCAUCACAUACACAUGUAGGAGUUGAACUGAUAAACACCAACUUCCAAAUACAUCAUUUCAAUCCAAAUGCCAAUGAUUUCAGACUUAGAAACAACAAAGCUGGUGGUGCCCUGAGACUUUUGCACGGUACUGUAUUUAAAUUGAACUGUACAACAAUGAUAUCUGACAUCAAUCCUGGCAGUUUUAUUCAAAAAACAAAAACAAAUAAUGAAAGGCAAAUUAAAUAUUUUAGCUGGACAUGAUGCAGAUCAUACAUAUGUAUAUUUAUGAACACGUCACUCCCGUGAAACCCACUGUGUAUUAAACGUGUCAAUAUCCCUGUACAUACAUAGUAUCUAUGUAAAUUACAAAGACACAUAAUCUCAGGAACUAUUAGGCAAAAUAAAUGGCUUUCAGUGGCACCUAGAACAAGACAUCUAAUAGAGAGUAGUAUGUUUAUACUAAACACUACAGAGUGACCUACAUGCAGUAGAGCAGUAUUUACUAGAAUGUGCUGAUAGUACAGUUUUAAAUUAAGCCGAGUGUUAAUGCAUUUUCAGUGUCAACACACAGGAAAUACACUGCAUUCAUUUUUAUACUGCAUAGUGAUGGUCCGAUACUUACUGAUACUUUUUUGUGUUCGAUACUGAUACUGAUUUCACAAAUUUGAGUACCUGGAGAUACUGAUAUCAGUCCAACACAGUCAUUUAAGACUUUUGUGCCAUUUCACAUCAUUUCAAAGAUAUAAUUAUUAAUUCUCCAACUUGGUAAGAAAUAUCAGACCAGUAUCAGGCCGAUAACAAAUAUUGUAUCUGCUCAUCCCUAAUACUGCACUGUCAGUUUGUUCUGUUUGGAAGGUUUAAGCAUCUUAACUGUGGAGUAAAUCAUCCCAAAUUGUGUUAUCCAGUCCUGAGCGGAUACAUACAGACUAUAUAAACUCAAUCUAAAAUCCUCA
Solea solea (common sole) is the source of this 4632-nucleotide messenger RNA. It is a transcript of the gene prmt9, whose product is annotated as protein arginine methyltransferase 9. The transcript is spliced from 13 exons. NCBI's taxonomy places the organism in Eukaryota, Metazoa, Chordata, Actinopteri, Pleuronectiformes, Soleidae. Gene Ontology annotation, biological process: peptidyl-arginine methylation. The coding region runs from base 356 to 2923 and encodes 855 amino acids. The record is from RefSeq and is a predicted model, not a curated record. Gene Ontology annotation, molecular function: protein binding; protein-arginine omega-N monomethyltransferase activity.